AUGAUUAACGCCAUCCGAGCUACAGAGCAACAACGGAUCUGGAAGCGUAAUGUUACUUCUAUGCUAAUUUUCAUGGCCGGCGAUAUGCUCUCUCUUGUCAGUCUCCUCGCUAUGUUCACGUCGUUUGUCCUCUUUACAGACCGACCUCUGCGAGCUCCGACGGCUUUCACAGCACUGUCUCUCACAGAAAUAUUACGAGCGCAGUUCGUAUGGCUAUCCAAGGUUAUCCAAUGGGUAGCACAAGGUCACAAAUCAUUACAGCGAGUCGACAAAUUUUUCGAACUAGCCGAGGAAAGAAAACGUCUCCCAGUUGGCCUGCCCGAGCUCACAGAUGCGACUUUCUGCUUGACACGUUCCUCCGGAUUUCAACUCCGUCAUAUAUCCAUUUCAUUUCGCGAAAAGGCGCUUAACAUUGUGACGGGACCAAUCGGCAGUGGCAAGACGUCCUUGCUGCUAUCACUCUUGGGUGAGACAACUCUAGAAAGCGGAAAAGCAACCUGCCCUCCGGACGUAGCCUACGUGCCCCAGACAGCCUGGUUACAAAACAGCACUAUCCGACAAAACAUUCUGUUCUACAGCUCAUAUGACGAGUGCCGAUAUAAGCGAAUUAUCCAUGCUUGCGACCUCGUAGAAGACCUGGCGCAAUUGCCUUCGGGCGACUUGACGCAUGCAGGAGAGCAGGGGUCUAGCCUUUCCGGAGGUCAGAAACAAAGGAUAUCAUUGGCGAGAGCAUUAUACUCAUCGUCUUCCACCCUUCUUCUAGACGAUGUAUUCUCGGCGCUUGACACUCACACUGCCUUGAGAGUCUACGAGCGAUGCUUCCGUAGCGGGCUCCUAGAUGAUCGGACAGUCAUUCUGGUAACGCAUUUUACUACGGCUAUAGAAGAUGCCGAACUAUUGGUGUCGUUGGCUCAGGGGAGAGUGUCGUCUACGAAGACAAAUGCUAAAAGCCCUUCCAAAUACGCCAAGUCGUAUUGGACAACUCACCAAGAGGAGGUUGAAGUCGACUCCUCAUCGCAAUCAACCACGGCCCCUCCGACAGCAGGGAUUUUUGUACAGAGUGAAACCACUGACUUGGUAAAUCAUGAAGUUCACGAAGUGGACGUAGAUGAAACUGCAACCGAAGAGAAGAGGGCGUCGGGGCGUGUCCCACGUGGAUUCAUUGUUAGAUACAUGCUACUCUUUGGGGGCUACAUAACCGCUACUCUUACGAUCCUAAAUACCUUCCUAGUACAAAUUGCCUAUUUCUCGAUCACCUUUUGGCUAUCCAUCUGGACUGGAUUAUCAUCCAAGCCCGACUACUCUUCCAAAGCGACAACAUAUCUCCUCAUACAUAUUGGCACGGUCAUGACGUUCAUAUCCCUCCAGUUUCUCAACAACUAUAUUUAUCAAAGGGGAGGGUGGAAAGCGGCGAAGACCAUGCACGAACGCCUGGUUGUUGCCGUCCUCAAUGCUCCUAUAGCUUGGUACGAUAAUACUCCUGUCGGUCGUAUUAUCAAUCGGUUCGGUGUAGAUAUACAGUCUAUGGACAGCCUUCUGGUGGACUGGUUACGCAUGACACUUGAUAACGGAAUUAGGCUUGCCCUGCGGUUGGCAAGUAUUGCGUCCAUAAUGCCCAUCUUUGCAUUGCCGGCGAGUUUCUUCUGCUUUCUCGGUUUUGCUACAGGAGAAGUAUAUGCAAGAGCGCAGAUAUCGAUUAAACGCCUCUGUGCCGUGCAAACUUCACCUAUCUUCUCUCACUUCAGCGAUUCUGCUGGAGGUCUUGCGGUCAUUAGAGCUCGCCAGCCGAUGGACGAUGUCUUCCAGACGAUCCUUGCUGAUAAGCUCGCCGUGUAUAUGCGCGCGAUGGAAGCUCAAUAUAACUGCAACCGAUGGGUGUCUAUCCGUUCCGACUUUUGCGCCGCCACGGUUGCGGUCGCGGCUGGAUGCAUAGCUUACUAUAAAUCCGGCGCUCCGGGUCUUGUUGGCUUCUCGCUAACUAACGCUAUUGGUUUAAGUCAAACUAUCCUGACGUUAGUGAGGAACAUGAACGAGUUAGAAGUGGAGUUAAAUUCGUUUCAACGUGUAUCCGAGUACGCGGAAAUCGAACCCGAGGUAAACUCCGAGGAAGAAAAGUCGAAGGCAACUGAGAUUCCUGCAGCUUGGCCGGCAACUGGUCAUGUGGAGUUCCAGAAUGUGACUGUUCGCUACACGAUGGAUGGCCCUGAUAUUCUACGGGGUGUGAAACUUAACGCCCGGCCAGGUCAGCGAGUCGCUAUUAUUGGUCGUACCGGUAGUGGUAAGAGUACCAUUGCGCGUUCCCUACUGCGCUCCACACACGUGGUUUCCGGUAGUAUAGUCAUUGAUGGUGUCAAUAUUAACAACAUACCUCUUAAACGUCUCCGAGAAAGCAUUAGCUUCGUGCCGCAGGACUCAGUCAUCUUCUCUGGGGAUAUCAGAUCGAACCUUGACCCCUUAGAGCAACUCGAUGAGGUAGAACUGCAGUCUGUCCUUACGGCGUGCGGUCUCACUCAAAUAUAUGACACCGAUAGCCAAGCGCCUGGUCGUGGAGUUUCUAUUCAUACUCAAGUUGCAGCUAAUGGGAAGAACUUUAGCAACGGACAAAGACAGAUUCUCGGGCUUGCGCGUGCUAUGUGCCGCCGGUCUAAAGUUGUUAUUUUAGACGAAGCGACGGCUUCCGUGGACCAUGAGACGGACGUGCGCAUGCAGCAGAUCAUUCGUUCGGAGUUUGCUGGCUCGACAAUCAUAACCAUUGCUCAUCGUCUGCGGACGAUCAUAGAUUAUGACCAAGUAAUCGUUAUGGAAGAAGGAAAAGUUAUAGAGGCUGGUUCCCCCAGGGACUUAAUCGACAUUGAAGGCGCCUUCUGGGGCAUGCUGAAAAACAGCGGCGAACACGACGAGUUGAUCGCGUUGGCAAAACACAACCAAUCAUAA
Molecule: messenger RNA, 2934 nt
Organism: Daldinia childiae
Lineage: Eukaryota; Fungi; Ascomycota; Sordariomycetes; Xylariales; Hypoxylaceae
Product: ATP-binding cassette transporter abc4
Exons: 3
Coding region: 1-2934 (977 amino acids)
Biological process (GO): transmembrane transport
Cellular component (GO): fungal-type vacuole; membrane
Molecular function (GO): ABC-type peptide transporter activity; ATP hydrolysis activity; ATP binding
Source: RefSeq, a predicted model, not a curated record